AGGGGACGUGGCUGAAUCCUUAAGGUAUCACGUGGUCCCAGGUUUCGCGCCAGUUUCAGAUCCAGGAUCCGCCAUGGACUAUCACAGGGAGAGGGAAAAGUGCACCAAGUUCCUCUUGGAGUUCUACACUGACACUGGACUCGGCAAGAAACAUUUCAAAUAUGCAGACCAGUUGGUGCAGAUUGCUCACCGUGAGCAGGUAGCGCUGUACGUUGACCUCGACGACGUCGCGGAGGAAGAUCCAGAGCUGGUGGACUCGAUCUGUGAGAACACUCGCCGUUAUGUCAGCCUCUUUGCUGACGCAGUCCAGGAGCUGCUGCCGCGGUACAGGCAGCGGGAGGUGGCCAACAAAGAUGCCCUGGACGUCUACAUUGAGCACCGACUGAUGAUGGAGCAGCGGACCCGUGAUCCCGGUGAGGUCCGAGAUGCUCAGAACCAGUACCCGCAGGAGCUGCUGCGCCGAUUCGAGGUUUACUUCAAACCUCCGAGCGUCGCGAAGCCGAAGGUGAUCCGAGACGUCAAGGCGGACAGCAUCGGCAAGCUGGUGACUGUUCGAGGCAUCGUGACCCGCGUGACCGAGGUCAAGCCCAUGAUGGUGGUGGCUACGUACACGUGCGACCAGUGCGGAGCCGAGACCUACCAGCCGAUCCAGUCGCCGACCUUCAUGCCCCUGAUCAUGUGCCCCAGCCGCGAAUGUCAGACCAACAAGUCAGGAGGGCGCCUGUACCUGCAGUCACGAGGGUCAAAGUUCAUCAAGUUUCAGGAGAUCAAGGUCCAGGAGCACAGCGACCAGGUGCCGGUGGGAAAUAUUCCCCGCAGCAUGACCGUGUACAGCCGAGGAGAGAACACGAGACUGGCGCAGCCCGGUGACCACGUCACCAUCACCGGCAUCUUCCUCCCCAUGAUGCGGACUGGAUUCAGGCAGGUGAUUCAGGGUCUGCUCUCGGAGACCUACCUGGAAGCUCACAGGAUCUCUCAGAUGAACAAGACUGAAGACGACGAGCUGGGGACGCAGGAGUUGAGUGAGGAAGAGCUGAGACAGAUCACUGAAGAGGAUUUCUAUGAGAAGCUGGCAGCCUCGAUUGCGCCUGAAAUCUACGGGCACGAGGACGUGAAGAAGGCUCUGCUCCUGCUGUUGGUUGGAGGCGUCGAUCAGUCUCCCAAAGGAAUGAAGAUCAGAGGAAACAUUAACAUUUGCCUGAUGGGUGAUCCCGGUGUUGCCAAAUCGCAGCUGCUCUGCUACAUCGACCGGCUUGCACCAAGGAGUCAGUACACCACGGGCCGCGGGUCUUCGGGCGUGGGUCUGACGGCCGCGGUGAUGAAGGACCCGGUUACCGGGGAGAUGAUCCUGGAGGGCGGAGCUCUGGUGCUGGCCGACCAAGGCAUUUGCUGCAUCGACGAGUUUGACAAGAUGAUGGACUCCGACCGCACUGCCAUUCACGAGGUGAUGGAGCAGCAGACCAUCUCCAUCGCUAAGGCUGGCAUCAUGACCACGCUGAACGCCCGCUGCUCCAUCCUGGCGGCAGCCAACCCCGCCUACGGCCGCUACAAUCCCAAGAAGACGGUGGAGCAGAACAUCCAGCUGCCAGCGGCGCUGCUGUCCAGAUUCGACCUGCUGUGGCUCAUUCAGGACAAGCCCGACCGAGACAACGAUCUGAGGCUGGCCCAGCACAUCACCUACGUCCACCAGCACAGCAAGCAGCCUCCCUCGCAGUUCCAGCCCCUGGACAUGAAGCUGAUGAGGCGCUAUAUAACGCUGUGCAAGAAGAAGCAGCCGAUGAUCCCGGAGUCGCUGGCGGAUUACAUCACCGCUGCUUACGUGGAGAUGAGGAAGGAGUCACGGGUCAACAAGGACAUGACGUUCACCUCUGCCCGGACCCUGCUGUCUGUCCUGCGUCUCUCCACUGCUCUGGCCCGGCUUCGUCUGGUCGACACAGUGGAGAAGGAAGACGUGAACGAAGCCAUGAGGCUGAUGGAGAUGUCGAAGGAUUCUCUGCUCGGAGACAAGGGCCAGGCCACCAGGGCGCAGCGGCCUGCCGAUGUGAUCUACGCCACCAUCCGGGAGAUGCUGGGCAACUCGACAGCGCGGGUGGUCAAAUACUCAGAGGCGGAGCAGCGGUGCGUUUCCAAGGGAUUCACCCCGGCCCAGGUGGAAGCUGCCCUGGAGGAGUACGAGGAGCUGAACGUCUGGCAGGUGAACCAGGCCAGGACCAGGAUCACCUUCGUGUGAGAAGGAGCCCCCCCUCCCCAAACUGAGGGUGCAGAAACACCAGCCCCUCUCCCUCCCGGCCUGUCCAGUCAACGCUGUGGGCCCAUCCCCCCCAAACUGUCUGUUUCUGGACCAGGUCAGUGCCCAUUUUCACAUCCCUAUGCCUUCGCUGGAGAGGGCUUGCUCUGUGACCCUCCCGCUCCUGUUUUUAAUGUUGUGCGCCAAUCUUCUGUACUCGUGUUCCGUACAGGAGGGAAUUGUUCAAUAAAGUCUGUUUGUACCCUU
Messenger RNA from Hemiscyllium ocellatum (epaulette shark), 2494 nucleotides. RefSeq names its product minichromosome maintenance complex component 7 (gene mcm7). Gene Ontology annotation, biological process: DNA strand elongation involved in DNA replication; DNA replication; double-strand break repair via break-induced replication. Lineage: Eukaryota; Metazoa; Chordata; Chondrichthyes; Orectolobiformes; Hemiscylliidae. The coding region runs from base 74 to 2230 and encodes 718 amino acids. The transcript has 16 exons. The record is from RefSeq and is a predicted model, not a curated record. Gene Ontology annotation, cellular component: nucleus; MCM complex. Gene Ontology annotation, molecular function: single-stranded DNA helicase activity; ATP binding; single-stranded DNA binding.